This is a messenger RNA of Aspergillus brunneoviolaceus CBS 621.78, 1009 nucleotides long. RefSeq names its product DUF1445 domain protein. The transcript has 2 exons. The record is from RefSeq and is a predicted model, not a curated record. The annotation marks the transcript as partial. Lineage: Eukaryota; Fungi; Ascomycota; Eurotiomycetes; Eurotiales; Aspergillaceae. Gene Ontology annotation, biological process: glutamate metabolic process. Gene Ontology annotation, molecular function: D-glutamate cyclase activity.
CUUACACAGACAAGACAGCUAAAUUGACACUCCCAAGCUUCUACUCACAAACGAAAGCACAAUGACAAAAGACACCCUCUCCAACCCACCCGGGCCACAACCCAGCGCCACCACCAAACCCUCAAAAACAACCACCACCAACACCACCACCACUCUCCCAAGCCACCAAACCCGCCUCGCCAGCCGCGCCAACCAAAUAACCAACACCUCCGGCCUGGCCCCAGGCCACCUGCAAGCCAACCUCCUAAUCCUCCCCGCCCGCUACAGCCAAGACUUCCACCAACUCUGCCUCCGCAACCCGGUCGCCUGCCCCCUCCUCGGCAUUUCCCACCAACCAGGCAACCCCCACCACAUCCAGCCCGAAGGCUGCAUCACCGUGACCGGCCCAGAGGACUUCGACAUCCGCACCGACUGCCCCCUCUACCGCAUCUACAAGCACGGCAAACCCAUCGCCACGCACCAGAAGACCCUUCUCCCCUUCUGGGCGGACCCAUCCCCUCAGCCCGCACAGCAUGAAGCAUACGUAUCCUUCCUGAUCGGCUGCUCCUACUCCUUCGAAUCCGCCCUCACCGCCGCCGCCCUGCCCCCGCGCCACCAGACCACCCAAACCCUCGUCCCCAUGUACCGCACCACCAUCCCGCUCCUCCCCGCGGGCAUUUUUACGGGUGGACGCACCGUCGUCUCCAUGCGUCCGUACCCGGCCCACGAAGUGGAGCGGGUCCGCGCCCUGACGCGGCCGUUCCUGGCCACCCACGGCGAGCCGGUCGAUUGGGGGUGGGAGGCGCUCUCCCGGUUGGGGAUUGGGGAUCUGCAGGCGCCCGACUUUGGGGAGCCGGUGCCCCUGGAAGAGGGGGAGGUGCCGGUUUUCUGGGCUUGCGGGGUUACGCCGCAGUUGGCGGUGGAGGCUGCCGGGGAGAAAAUCGAGGGGUUGGUGUUUGCGCAUGAGCCGGGCCAUAUGUUGGUGACGGAUUGGAGGGAGGAGGAUUUGGCGAGGUUGGGGCGGGGGUUG